Penicillium antarcticum is the source of this 1563-nucleotide messenger RNA. RefSeq lists its product as uncharacterized. NCBI's taxonomy places the organism in Eukaryota, Fungi, Ascomycota, Eurotiomycetes, Eurotiales, Aspergillaceae. The transcript has a single exon. Bases 1 to 1563 code for a protein of 520 amino acids. The record is from RefSeq and is a predicted model, not a curated record. Gene Ontology annotation, molecular function: serine C-palmitoyltransferase activity; pyridoxal phosphate binding. Gene Ontology annotation, biological process: ceramide biosynthetic process; sphingosine biosynthetic process. Gene Ontology annotation, cellular component: serine palmitoyltransferase complex.
AUGUCUGUGUCUAUAUAUCUUGUGAUUGUAACAAUCAUCGAGUGUUCGCGCAUCUUGAUUUAUGUGCGGUUUAUUGCACUCGGCCUGUUCGACAACAAGACACACAAAGAGGCAGAAAAAACUGUCAGGCAAGGUCAACCAUCGGCUCAACCUCAAUAUACUGAGUGUCCUGGCCGAGUUCCACUGUAUUUUCGCUUUUCUACAUACAUCAGCUUCGGCAUCUUGAUCUUCGCGGGUCUCAUUCGGGACUUUUUUGGAAAACUUCUCCGUCCCAGGAGGUAUCAGUAUCUCAAAGCUCAGAAUGGAUACGCAGCUCUCAACUCUGGUUUCGACAACUUUUACCUACGUCGACUCCAUUCGCGAAUGGACGAUUGUUUCGAGCGUGUGACUACAGGCGUCCCCGGACGGCAUAUUGCACUUGUCAACCAGGCCGAGGGUACACCCGUCAAAACUCUGAAUUUGAGUUCAUAUAACUACCUCGGAUUUGCGGACUCCCAAGGCCCAUGUGCAGCGUUUGUGGACAAGUCGAUAAGAACUUGCGGCAUCAGUUCUGCGAGCACCCGUGCCGAAGUAGGAACACAUAGCCUUCACACUGAAGCGGAGAAGCUAGUGGCCUUGUACGUGGGCAAACAAGCCGCCAUAGUCUCUUCUAUGGGAUUUGGUACCAAUUCAAGUGUUUUCACCGUACUUGUUGGCAAAGGAUGCCUUGUUCUUUCGGACGAACUCAAUCAUUCAUCAAUCCGGUUUGGAGUACGUGCCUCUGGCGCCGCAAUCCACACUUUCAAACACAAUAACCUUGCGGACUUGGAAAGAGAGCUUAGAAAUGCCGCAAAGUCUUUUCCAAAGUGGAGAAAGGUGCUGGUGGUCGUUGAAGGGCUUUAUUCCAUGGAAGGAUCAUUGUGCAACUUGCCCGGGCUCGUUGCCCUCAAAAAGCGCUACAAAUUCUAUCUUUUUAUCGAUGAAGCCCAUUCAAUAGGUGCAAUUGGCUCGAACGGGAAAGGCGUUUGCGAUUACUUUGGUGUGGAUACGGCGGAAGUUGAUGUCUUGAUGGGCACUUUCACCAAGUCGUUUGGCGCGAUAGGGGGAUACAUCGCGAGCGAACACGCAGUGAUCUGCAAAUUACGAGCAACCGACCCCGGGUUCAUCUACAGCGAGGCUCCAGCUCCAGCUGUAUUGGCACAAAUUAUUUCCUCAAUUAAAAUCAUCACCCGACGUGGUGAAGGGCCAGGUGAAGGUGGCACCAGGUUGGCACAGUUGCUAUUUAACUCCAGAUAUCUUCGCCGGGGACUCAAACAGCUAGGGCUUUCAGUUUAUGGAAGUGAGGACUCCCCUGUGGUGCCUGUCCUUCUACUCAAUCCGGCUAAGAUGCCAGCCUUCUCACGUGAGAUGCUUCGGCGAAGGAUCUCCGUGGUUGUUGUCGGAUAUCCUGCCACUCCGUUGCUACUAGCCCGAGUCCGCUUCUGCGUCUCGGCGAUUCACACGAAGGCUGAUUUAGACUAUGUAUUACUGGCAUGUGAAGAGCUCUGCCAUGUACUACAGCUAAGACUAUCUCCUUCUCAUUGA